Perca flavescens (yellow perch) is the source of this 1750-nucleotide messenger RNA. RefSeq lists its product as uncharacterized. The transcript has 12 exons. Gene Ontology annotation, cellular component: mitochondrion. The record is from RefSeq and is a predicted model, not a curated record. Gene Ontology annotation, biological process: NAD+ biosynthetic process. Bases 119 to 1750 code for a protein of 543 amino acids. Gene Ontology annotation, molecular function: nicotinate-nucleotide adenylyltransferase activity; lipid binding; nicotinamide-nucleotide adenylyltransferase activity. Lineage: Eukaryota; Metazoa; Chordata; Actinopteri; Perciformes; Percidae.
CUCUGCGGAACCAUCGAGCAAGAGCUGCUCAGAACGGCGGAGUGGGAAGAGUGUGACACACUGACUAAACAGAAUGAAAAGAAGGUUCUUUGACACUGGUGUGAGGGGGUAAACCAACAUGGCCACCCGCCGUGUUCCGCUAGUCUUGCUAGCCUGCGGCUCCUUUAAUCCCAUCACAAACCAGCACAUGAGGCUGUUUGAGCUGGCCAGAGACCACAUGCACAGCACAGGUCAGUACCAGGUGGUGGGUGGCAUCGUGUCUCCAGUGAGUGACGGCUAUGGGAAGCAAGGCCUGGUACUGGCAAAGCACCGAAUCGCCAUGGCAAAGUUGGCGCUCCAGAGCUCCAACUGGGUCACGGUUGAUGAAUGGGAGAGCCAGCAGCCAGACUGGACGGAGACUGUGGUCACCAUGAGGUUGUUGGACAGGUAUCAUUAUGGGCGGAUUCUGGAGGAGUAUGAGCAGAGCACAGGAAUGCACGACGACUUCAGUGGAACCACGACUCCCCUCUCAGGCCCCUGUCCCCAGUUGAAGCUCCUGUGUGGGGCCGAUUUCCUCGACACUUUCAAGAUCCCCGGCCUGUGGCGGGACGACCACGUGGAGGAGGUGGCCGGGCGCUUCGGCCUCGUCUGCGUCAGCCGAGGGGGGCUUCAGCCCGAGCGGGCCGUGCACGAGUCGGACACGCUCUCGCGGCAGCGUCAAAACAUUUUCCUGGUGAGGGAAUGGGUGAGGAACGAGACGAGCGCCACAGAGGUCCGCCGGGCUCUGAGAAGGGAUCGGAGUGUGAAAUACCUGAUCCCAGACUCUGUGAUCGAAUAUAUUCACCAGCACAACCUCUACACGGAGGACAGCGAGAGAAGAAAUAAAGGCACAGUGCUGAGGCCGCUCGCCAAACAGGCACAGCCAGUAAAGAGUCUGGAUGGAGUAGGGAAAGCAGCAGAGCAACAAACAGCCAACAUGCCAGCUGAUUUGAACGGCUAUUGGAAAAUGAUUUCCAAUGAUAACUUUGAGGAGUAUCUGAAGGCUCUUGAAGUAAACAUUGCCAUCAGGAAAAUCGCCACCUUGUUGAAGCCUGACAAGGACAUUGUCCACAAUGGGGACCAUAUAAUCAUCAAAACCCUCAGCACCUUCAAAAACUACAACAUGGACUUCUAUGUGGGCAAAGAGUUUGAGGAGGAUCUGUCUGGAGUGGAUGACAGGAAAUGCAUGACCACCAUCACCUGGGAGGGAGACAAGCUGGUGUGUGUGCAGAAGGGAGAGAUCGAAGGAAGAGGCUGGACCCACUGGGUGGACGGAGAUGAGCUUCAUCUGUCUACACACACAACAGCGUCACCAGCUGCCAGCAUGCCUGCAGACUUCAGUGGGACAUGGAUUCUGGAAACCAAUGACAAAUUUGAGGAAUAUUUGAAAGCGUUGAAUAUUGACUUUGCUACAAGGAAAAUUGCCAUCUCGCUGUCUCAGACCAAAGUGGUAGCUCAAGACGGAGAGAAGUUCAACUUCAAAACACUGAGCACCUUCAGGAAUUAUGAGCUCGCCUUCACUGUAGGGGUUGAGUUUGAUGAGUGCACUAAGGGACUGGACAACAGAAACAUCAAGUGUCUGGUGACCUGGGAGGGGGACAAACUGGUGUGCACUCAGAAAGGAGAGAAGGCCAACCGUGGCUGGAAACACUGGAUCGAAGGAAACAAACUCUUCCUGGAGCUGACGUGUGAAAAUGUAGUUUGUGUUCAGGUAUUCAAGAGAAAAGAAUAA